Molecule: messenger RNA, 1432 nt
Organism: Erigeron canadensis
Lineage: Eukaryota; Viridiplantae; Streptophyta; Magnoliopsida; Asterales; Asteraceae
Product: electron transfer flavoprotein subunit alpha, mitochondrial
Exons: 8
Coding region: 101-1174 (357 amino acids)
Cellular component (GO): mitochondrion
Molecular function (GO): electron transfer activity; flavin adenine dinucleotide binding
Source: RefSeq, a predicted model, not a curated record
AGAUAAGAAUGCCAAAUUUGACAUAUCGAUCUCGAUAGAUAAUAAAGAAGAAGUUAUUAUAAAAAUGAAAUAGUGUCGUGUUAAUGCGCCUAACCAGAAAAUGCUCCGCCGAGCAGCUUCUACCACUUUCAGACGACAUCUUAUAACCUCUCAUUCUCGCCGUCCAAUCGCAUCAUCUUCUAGAUUUAUUGGAACAUUAGUUAUAGCAGAACAUGAAGGUGGUUCACUCACUAACUCUUCCCUGAGCUCAGUAGAGGCGGCUAGUAAGUUUUUGUGUAAAGACAACUCUUUAUCGUUGCUAUUGGCUGGAACGGGCCCUUCGUUACAAGAGGCUGCCGCAAAGGCUGCUUCUUGCCAUUCUUCCAUUUCUCAGGUACUUGUGGCUGAUUCUGAUAAAUUCAAAUACCCCUUAGCUGAACCGUGGGCCAAGUUAGUCCAUUUGGUGCAACAGCAGGGUGAUUACUCUCACAUAGUUACUGCUUCAAGUUCUUUUGGGAAAAAUAUAUUACCUCGUGCAGCUGCUCUUCUUGAUGUCUCGCCAAUUACUGAUGUCAUUGAAAUAUCAGAAUCGAGGACAUUCGUGAGGCCAAUAUAUGCUGGUAAUGCUCUAUGCACUAUCCGCUACACUGGUGCGGACCCUUGCAUGCUGACUAUUAGGGCUACCUCUUUUCCCGUGGGUUCAACUGCACCUGAUUCUAAAACUAGUGCUGCACCAAUACACCAGGUUGAUUUGUCAACCUUUGGUGAAGAUGGCAAAUCUAGACAUAUAAAGCAAACCUCUCAAGAUUCAGAACGCCCAGAUCUUGGAAGUGCACGUGUUGUUAUUACAGGGGGACGAGCUCUUAAAAGUGCUGAAAACUUUAAAAUGAUUGAAAAGCUUGCUGAAAAGCUUGGUGCAGCAGUUGGUGCCACUCGUGCUGCUGUUGAUGCAGGAUACAUUCCCAAUGAGCUCCAGGUUGGCCAAACUGGUAAGAUUGUUGCUCCAGAACUGUAUAUGGCUUUUGGCGUCUCUGGAGCCAUCCAACAUAUAGCAGGUAUGAGAGAUUCAAAAGUGAUUGUUGCAGUCAACAAAGACGCUGAUGCCCCAAUUUUUCAGGUUGCUGAUUAUGGGCUUGUAGGUGAUCUUUUUGAAAUAAUACCCGAGUUGUUAGAGAAGCUUCCUAAUAAAAAAUAAGUUAUAUCCACAUUUUAACCCAAAAUUAUGAUGUUAUGAAAAUACAUUUAAGUAAGAUUGUGUUAACAAAUCCCGAAGAUCCAAUUCUCUGAUGAUACAGCAAUCAAGCCACAGGGCAUGUUUCUUUACUCUUUCUUCCCUUCCGGUAACAACUUGUAUAUGCUUAAACAAAGAAAAAGGUUGCUUCGAUAUAAUCAUUAUGAAACAGUCUUAUAUUUGAAUAAAGCGAUUUAGAAGGUUAUAUGCAUUAGAAACAAA